AUGAUUUUCCCCCACAAGAACCCAAUCUCUCCCUCCAAAUCUCAAAAAAUCCCCCAGAUCUCAACGAUGCCCAAGACUCGCCUUGACGACUUUGUCAACGUCUUGAAACACGCCUCAAAAUGCUCGAAUCCCGAGUGUCGCGAAAGCUGCAAGCGAAUGAAGUUGGUAAUUCAGCACUUCUCAAGCUGCCAGCACUGCCAAGUCUGCAAGAAAUUCUUCUCCGCCGUCUUUUAUCAUUCCAGUAGCUGUGUGAAAGAGGACUGCAGAGUAAGUUGAAUCAUGAAGGAGAUCAAAGUAUUGUUUUAGACCAGAUUUUGCGGUCAGACAAAGCAGAGGAUUCAGCAGGCAUUGACUGGGCAUUGA
Messenger RNA from Bursaphelenchus xylophilus (pine wood nematode), 363 nucleotides. The record is from the annotation of a GenBank genome assembly. Lineage: Eukaryota; Metazoa; Nematoda; Chromadorea; Rhabditida; Aphelenchoididae.